This is a messenger RNA of Lachancea lanzarotensis, 729 nucleotides long. RefSeq names its product LALA0S02e10704g1_1 (gene PRE7). Gene Ontology annotation, cellular component: proteasome core complex. Lineage: Eukaryota; Fungi; Ascomycota; Saccharomycetes; Saccharomycetales; Saccharomycetaceae. The transcript has a single exon. Bases 1 to 729 code for a protein of 242 amino acids. The record is from RefSeq and is a predicted model, not a curated record.
AUGUCCACUACCAUCGCUUCAGAAUAUGCCAAUGAAGUUAAAAAUGUACCCAUUGAACACCAAUUCAACCCUUACUCUGACAAUGGAGGUACAAUUCUAGGUAUUGCAGGCGAGGAUUUUGCAGUUCUGGCGGGUGACACCAGACACACAACAGAUUACUCGAUCAACUCGCGGUACGAACCUAAGGUUUUCGAAUGUGGCGAUAACAUUGUGAUAUCUGCAAACGGAUUUGCAGCUGAUGGAACAGCACUUGUGAAGAGAUUCCAAAACAAUUUGAAAUGGUACCAUUUCGAUCACAACAACAAGAAAAUGAGCAUGAAAUCCGCGGCCCGUAACAUCCAGCAUUUGCUGUACGGGAAACGGUUUUUUCCUUACUAUGUGCACACAAUCAUUGCUGGGCUUGACGAAGAGGGUAAGGGCGCAGUAUAUUCGUUCGACCCUGUAGGAUCGUACGAAAGGGAACAGUGUCGUGCCGGUGGUGCCGCAGCUUCUCUUAUAAUGCCGUUUUUGGACAACCAGGUCAAUUUCAAAAAUCAGUACGAGCCAGAUAGCGAUGGAACUAAACCUAGGCCGGUGAAGUUCUUGUCCGUGGAGGAAGUGGUACAGCUGGUGAGAGAUGCGUUUUCGUCGGCGACGGAAAGACACAUUCAUGUUGGUGACGGUGUCGAGAUCCUGAUAGUCACAAAGGAGGGCGUCCGCACCGAGUAUUUCCCACUGAAACGAGACUGA